Molecule: messenger RNA, 594 nt
Organism: Helicoverpa zea (corn earworm)
Lineage: Eukaryota; Metazoa; Arthropoda; Insecta; Lepidoptera; Noctuidae
Exons: 4
Coding region: 1-594 (197 amino acids)
Source: RefSeq, a predicted model, not a curated record
AUGGAAGAUUUGAUUGCGCCUCAAAUUAAAGAAAGUUGUAGGCUAGCUCUGCCUGAUGGCUUGAAAGAGCUCAUGAGUGAUAUAUCCAGGGAAGUCCUAAGAUACCAGCCACAAGAUCUCUAUCAGUUCAUAGCUGACUACCUGUCCGCCCUGCUCAUAACAAGAGAGAACCUAUCCAUUGCCAGUCAUAUAUGUGGCGAUAUGACUCAAUGCGGUUGUGAACCAGAGUUGCAACACGAGCUAAAGCAUAUAGGCGUGCAUGAAGACGAUAUCAUACCUGCUAGGGAUAUUAUUGUCAAAUGUUUUGAGAAGGGCGAAGUGAACGAAAGCUCUCUAAUAUUGAAGUUACUUAGAGAAACCAACAUAGACCCGAAUAUAAUUCCGGCUGUCCUGGAAGCAAUCCGCAAUGCCUUCAUACGACAUGAGGCGCGCAAAAUUGUUAAAUGUGAGUCAUCAUCAGAAUGCACCUAUGAUGACAUGAUGAGAGCGGCCAAGCAUACACUGAAUCUGUACAAAGGAACUGCGCCAUCAGAUGAAAUGUAUAACAUUAUGGCUGAGAAGAUACAGGUACAAAAACGGUCUUACAUCUGCUAG